Messenger RNA from Bufo gargarizans (Asiatic toad), 7902 nucleotides. RefSeq names its product E3 ubiquitin-protein ligase UBR4-like. NCBI's taxonomy places the organism in Eukaryota, Metazoa, Chordata, Amphibia, Anura, Bufonidae. The record is from RefSeq and is a predicted model, not a curated record. Gene Ontology annotation, molecular function: protein binding; zinc ion binding. The transcript is spliced from 53 exons. The annotation marks the transcript as partial.
CACUGUCUGGAAGGAAGAUGGCGUCGAGCGGCGGCUGCUCGGGCCCCGGCUGGGAAGUGGCGGUACGCCCGCUCCUCUCAGCCUCCUACUCGGCCUUUGACAUGAAGGAGCUUCCGCAAUUGCUGGCAUCGGUGAUAGAGAGCGAAUCUGAAAUCCUUCACCACGACAAACAGUAUGAACCUUUCUACUCGUCAUUCGUGGCGCUGUCCACCCAUUACAUCACAACUGUCUGCAACCAGAUUCCCAGGAACCAGUUGCAGUCUGUAGCUGCUGCUUGCAAAGUCUUGCUUGAAUUUUCCUUACUUCGGCUGGAGAGUCCCGAUGAGGCGUGCGCAGUGUCUCAGAAGCACCUAAUUCUACUGAUCAAGGGUCUGUGCACCGGCACCAGCCGCCUGGAUCGGACCGAGAUAAUCACUUUCACUGCAAUGAUGAAAUCCUCUAAAUUGCCACAGACUGUACAGACUCUCUCUGAUGUGGAGGAUCAGAAAGACACAGCCGUACUGCUGAGUCCUGAGCUGCGCCAGAAAGAAGUGAGAAUGAACUUUCUUAACCAAUUGACGUCGGUGUUUAACCCCAGAGGCUCCACGUCGUCGUCCUCACACACACAGGUGGAAGCUGAGGUGGACGAGACAUCGGAUCUGACAUCUGCAGCAAAGACCAAGAGCAUCUUCAUAGCCCAGAAUGUGGGCAGCCUUCAGGAACUGGGUGGAUCAGAGAAGCUGCUGAGAGUCUGCUUGAAUCUGCCCUACUUUUUGAGAUAUAUUAACCGCUACCAAGACGCUGUGUCCGCCAAUUCCUUCUUCAUCAUGCCAGCGACGGUUGGAGAUGCCACAGCUGUUCGCAAUGGAUUUCACUCACUUGUGAUUGAUGUGACCAUGGCACUAGACACACUCUCUCUGCCUGUCAUGGAGCCUUUGACCCCUCCUCGACUUAAAGAUGUCACAUUGCUGGCCCUGAGCUGCUUGUAUGCAGGUGUCAGCGUGGCCACAUGCAUGGCAAUUCUUCAUGUUGGGAGUACCCAGCAGGUGCGGACUGGAUCUACGAGCUGCAAAGAGGAAGAUUAUGAAAACGAUGCUGCCGCCAUUGUGCAGAAAUGUCUGGAAAUCUAUGAGAUGAUCGGACAAGCGAUAAACAGUUCCAGAAGAGCAGGUGGAGAGAAUUAUCAGAAUUUCCAGCUACUGGGAGCCUGGUGUUUGGUGAACAGUCUGUACCUGAUCCUUAACCUGAGCCCCACAGCCCUGGCAGAUAAAGGGAAAGAGAAAGAUCCGCUGGCAGCGCUCAGAGUCAAGGACAUUGCCCGGUCAAAGGAAGGUGUGGGCUCCCCAAAACUGGGCCCUGGUAAAGGACACCAAGGUUUCGGAGUCCUGUCAGUUGUGCUAGCAAACCAUGCUAUCAAGCUGCUCACUUCUCUCUUCCAAGAUCUGCAAGUGGAGACUUUGCACAAGCAAGCCUGGGAUACAGAUGGACCCCUGGCCGAGUUGAGCAUCACAGCGCAGAGCACAUCCAUCCAGAGAAUACAGAGACUCAUCGAUUCCAUUCCUCUGACAAAUCUGCUCUUUACUGUUCUGUCCACGUCCUACCGCAAGGCCUGUGUCUUGCAACGACAGAGGAAAGGAUCUAUGAGUAGUGAUGCCAGUGCGUCCACAGAUUCCAACACUUACUAUGAAGAUGACUUCAGCAGCACAGAGGAAGACAGCAGCCAAGAUGAUGACAGUGAACCUAUCCUUGGACAAUGGUUUGAAGAGACAAUCUCUCCAAGUAAAGAGAAGGUGCCGCCACCACCUCCACCACCACCGCCUCUCGAGAGCUCUCCCAGAGCUAAAAGUCCAAGCAAACAGAACCCUGCAGGAAAUGGCAAUAUCCUGGCCAGUCGCAAGGAUCCAGAACUGUUCCUCAGCCUCGCCUCCAAUACUCUGAACUUUAUCACCAGCUGCAUGUUGAAUUCCCGCAGUAAUUUCAUCCGCAAUUACCUGAGUGUGUCACUGACUGAGCAGCAUAUGUCCACCCUGGCCUGUAUCAUCAAAGAUGUGGACAAGGAUGGACUAAAAGGGUCAUCCGAUGAGGAUUUUGCUGUUGCUUUGUAUCAGUUUAAUCAUUGUUUGGUGACAUCUGAUCUUCAGUCUCCCAUGCUACAGAAUGCUCUUCUACAGCACCUGGGAAUAGCCCCGCUAAGUGAGGGCCCUUGGCCUCUGUACAUUCAUCCUCAGAGUCUUUCUGUACUGUCACGUCUCCUGCUGCUGUGGCAGCACAAGGCUAGCAUUCAAGGAGAGCCAGACGUACCCGAAUGUCUCCGUGUGUGGGACAGGUUUGUUGGGACCCUGAAGCAGAAUGCCCUCCAGGGAGUAGUUCCAGGAGACACAGAUGAUGUCAAUGUGGAUCAUCUUCAACUGCUGCUUCUAAUUUUUCACAAUUUAUCAGAGAGGGGGCGCCAGAGUAUUCUAUUGCUCUGCAUACAGACACUGCAGGACUUGGCUAGUAACCUGGAACCCCAGCUGCCAGCUGUCCCCCUCCUCCUCGCAAGGUUACUCCUUGUGUUUGACUACCUCUUGCACCAGUACUCCAAGCCACCACUCUACCUCUUUGAGCAGGUGCAGUACAAUCUGCUUACACCUCCUCUUACCUCUGGGGUGUCUCAUGAUGGAAGUGGUCGCACUUCAGCUUUAUAUUAUGGAUUCAAAGAGGUGGAAGAAAAUUGGACAAAACACUGCACAACAGAUGGUGCUCCGCAGCCCCGAUUCUACAGUGUCCUCUCCCAGGAGGCCUCUGAAGAUGACUUGCAUCGUCUUGAUGCUGAUGUGUGUGAAGUCCUCUUCUCUCGAGCACUGAAGUAUGACGACUUAUACACUGCCCUCAUUUCUUUACUGGCAGCUGGAUCCCAGCUCGACACAGUCCGGAGGAAUGAGAACAAAAGCAUCACAGCCCUGGAGGCUUGUUCCCUUCAGUAUCACUUCCUUAUACUGUGGAGGAUUCUGGGAAUUUUACCACCCUCCAAGCACUACAUGAAGCAGCUGUCACAGAAUGUGUCUGGACGUAGUGAAUGUGAGAUUCUUCACACCUUGCGUUGGGCAUCUCGACUCCGAGUCCCAUCAUACCAGCUCUGGAUAAAGGAUCAUCUUAUGAAUCAAGGGAUAAAACCAGAUCAAGCGGUAUCAUUGACAGAGCAAACUUCAGCCAAAUGCAACACUAUUAAAUAUGAUGUAGAAGUGGCUGAAGAGUACAUCGCCCGGCAGAUCUCGACUUUUUGCAGCUCUAAUGGAUAUACCUUUGAACAGCUCCGUAAAGGGCCUAAUCUGCAGUGCAUUUACACAUUAGAUGCAAUGAUCUGCAAGGUGCAGGUGUCUCUGGAUGAACAUUUCUCUAAGCUGUCGGCGGAGACUGACCCUCAAAAGUCCUCACAAGUUGCUAAAAACCUCCUGCCAGCUGCCUUACAGCUCCUAGACAUGUAUGCCUCUCUUACCCGCUGUUACUUGCUCCGAAGCCUACCUGAGGAAGGUAUAGAGGAGAAGAAGCUGCAGGGCUACGCAGCAGUGCUUGCAAUUGGUUCUUCCCGUUGCAAAGCGAACACCCUAGGUCCUGUCUUGAUCCAGAAUCUCCCUACUGCUGUGCAGACCUUGUGUGAGUCAUGGAACAACAUUCACACCAAUGAAUUCCCCAGUAUUGGUUCAUGGCGCAAUGCCUUUGCCAAUGAUACUAUUCCUUCCGAAAGCUACAUUGGAGCUGUUCAGGCUGCCCACCUCGGCACUUUGUGUAGCCCCAGUUUGUCUCUCGCAGCUUCCCUCAAGCAUGUUCUUCUGUCCCUGGUGCGACUGACAGGAGACCUCAUAGUAUGGUGCCCAGAAAAUCUGAAUUCUCACCAGUUAAUCCAGUCGCUGCUUCCUCUUCUUCUGGAGAGCAGCACUGAGAGUGUGGCUGAACUAUGCAGUACAUCGCUGGAGAGAGUGCUUGGGCCGGCAGAGUCGGAUGAGUUCUUGUCUCAGAUGUAUGAGAAGCUGAUCACUGGCUGUUACAAUAUCCUUGCUUACCAUUCUGACCCAAGCUGUGGUCUGGAUGAGUCCAUCCUUGAGGAAUGUCUGCAGUUUCUAGAGAAACAACUUGAGAGUAGCUUGGCUCGAAAAGCGAUGGAGGAGUUCUUUACUGAGAGAGGAGAGCUAGUGCAGAUAAUGAUGGCAACUGCAAACGAGGCUCUCUCCGCCAAGUUCUGUAACAGAGUCCUAAAGUUGUUCACUAAACUUUUCCAGCUCGCUGAGAAAAAUCCAAGUCCCAGUCUCUUGCAUCUCUGUGGCACACUGGCACAGCUUGCCUGUGUGGAGCCGACACAGCUACAGUCUUGGCUGGUCCGUAUGACAACUCCACCUCCCAAAGAUUCCGACCAGACUGAAAUUGUCCAGGAAAACCGACAGCUACUCCAGCUACUUACUGCAUAUAUUGUACGAGAGAACAGCCAAGUUGGGGAAGGUGUGUGUACAGUGCUUCUAAGCACUCUUAUCCCAAUGGCCACAGAGCUUUUGGCUAAUGGGGAUGGGUCUGGCUUUCCAGAACUCAUGGUGGUAAUGGCCACUUUAGCAAGCUCAGGACAGGGUGCUGGACAUUUACAGCUGCACUGUGCAGCAAUGGAUUGGCUGGCAAGAUGCAAGAAAUAUCUGUCCCAGAAAAAUGUUGUGGAAAAACUGAACAACAAUGUGAUGCAAGGAAAGCAUGUUACUAUUCUGGAGUGCACAUGUCAUAUAGUGUCAUACUUAGCGGAUGUUACUAAUGCAUUGAGUCACGGCGCUGGGCAAGGUCACUACCACCUACCUGUGGAUGGAGAAGAGCGAGCAAUCGAGGUAGACUCCGACUGGGUGGAAGAGCUGGCUGUCGAAGAGGAUGAUUCUCAGGCUGAAGAUUCUGAUGAAGAUUCGCUUUGUAACAAGCUCUGUACAUUCACAAUCACUCAGAAAGAAUUCAUGAAUCAGCACUGGUAUCACUGUCACACCUGUAAGAUGGUGGAUGGGGUCGGUGUAUGCACAGUCUGUGCCAAGGUCUGCCAUAAGGACCAUGAAAUUUCUUACGCAAAGUAUGGCUCUUUUUUCUGUGAUUGUGGAGCUAAGGAAGAUGGCAGCUGUAUGGCCUUGGUUAAAAGAACCCCAAGCAGUGGCAUAGGAUCCACUAUGAAAGAAUCGGCCUUCCAGAGUGAACCUCGUCUGCCAGAAAGUGCUAUCAGACACCCUGGCUCUUCCCUCACAGACAAGGGGAAAGUGACAAUCAGUGACGGAAAAGGGGACGAUGAGAAACCAAAAAGGAGCAGCUUGUGCCGUAACAUUGAGGGCUGCCGAGAAGAGCUGGUGUGUCAGGCCAAUGUUUCGUUUGCACCAUUGAUUCUGGAUAUGUUAAACUUCUUAAUGAGCUCCAUACGGAAUAACUUCCAGCAGGCCUCUGCGGUGGGGAGCAGUAGUCGAGCUCAGCAGGCCCUGGACCAGCUGCACUCUCUGGAGAAAAGUGUGGAAAUGACCGACCAGCUCAUGGUCCCUACUUUGGGCUCGCAGGAAGGAGCAUUUGAGAAUGUGAGAAUGAAUUAUAGCGGCGAUCAGGGCCAAACCAUCCGACAGCUGAUCAGCGCUCACGUGUUGCGUAGAGUUGCCAUGUGCGUGCUAUCCUCUCCUCACGGCAGGAGGCAACAUUUGGCCGUCAGCCAUGAAAAGGGAAAGAUCACAGUGUUACAACUCUCAGCCCUACUGAAACAGGCAGAUUCCAGCAAGAGGAAGCUCACCUUGACACGUCUGGCCUCCGCACCAGUCCCAUUCACUGUUCUCAGCCUCACUGGAAACCCAUGCAAAGAGGAUUAUCUGGCUGUGUGUGGACUGAAGGACUGUCAUGUCUUGACAUUCAGCAGCUCAGGAUCGGUUUCUGAUCACUUAGUCCUUCAUCCCCAACUCGCCACCGGCAACUUCAUCAUCAAAGCGGUCUGGCUACCCGGCUCCCAGACUGAGCUGGCCAUUGUUACUGCUGAUUUUGUCAAGGUUUAUGAUCUGUCAACAGAUGCCCUCAGCCCCACCUUCUACUUCUUACUGCCCAGCUCGAAGAUUAGAGAUGUCACAUUCCUGUUUAAUGAAGAAGGGAAGAACAUUAUAGUGAUCAUGUCAUCUGCCGGCUACGUGUACACUCAGCUGAUGGAGGAGUCCAGUAGUGCUAUGCAUGGUCCGUUUUAUGUUACCAAUGUUCUGGAAGUCUCUCAUGAAGACUUAAAGGACAGUAAUGGGCAGGUCGCGGGCGGAGGUGUAUCUGUUUAUUACUCGCACGUGCUCCAGAUGCUUUUCUUCAGUUAUUGCCAAGGCAAAUCCUUUGCUGCCACCAUUAACCGAUCUUUACUGGAGAUAAUCCUGCUUUUCCCUAUCAACAUUAAGAGUUCCAACGGAGGAAGCAAGACCUCGCCAGCACUUUGUCAGUGGUCUGAAGUCAUGAACCAUCCCGGAUUAGUAUGCUGUGUCCAGCAGACUACAGGAGUUCCUCUAGUGGUCAUGAUCAAACCAGACAGCUUCCUCAUCCAGGAGAUUAAGACGCUGCCAGCAAAAGCGAAAAUUCAGGAUAUGGUAGCUAUACGGCACACAGCUAGCAAUGAUCAGCAGAGGACAACCAUGAUUCUUCUGUGUGAAGACGGGAGCCUGCGUAUUUACAUGGCCAAUGUGGAGAACACGUCAUACUGGCUCCAGCCAUCUUUGCAGCCCAGCAGCAGUAUCAGCAUCAUGAAACCUGUUCGCAAGCGCAAGCCUGCAGCUGUCAUGACACGGGCAUCAAGUCAAGUGACCUUUCCCAUUGAUUUCUUCGAGCACAACCAGCAGCUUACAGACGUAGAAUUUGGCGGCAAUGACCUGCUGCAAUUGUAUAAUGCCCAGCAAAUCAAGCAUCGCCUUAAUUCUACAGGGAUGUACGUGGCAAACACUAAGCCUGGGGGAUUUACUGUGGAAGUCACCAAUAACAACAGCACUAUGGUGAUGACAGGAAUGCGGCUUCAGAUUGGCACUCAGGCCAUUGAGAGAGCACCUUCUUACAUUGAGAUGUUUGGUCGCACAAUGCAGCUUAAUCUCAGCCGAUCACGAUGGUUUGACUUUCCGUUUACACGAGAAGAAGCGUUACAAGCUGAUAAGAAGCUCACCAUAUUCAUUGGUGCCUCGGUAGAUCCAGCUGGAGUCACUAUGACAGACGCCAUAAAAAUAUAUGGAAAGACAAAGGAACAGUUUGGCUGGCCAGAUGAACCCCCAGAAGAGUUCCCCUCUGCCUCUGUGAGCAGCGUCUGCCCGCCAAACCUGAAUCAAGGCAAUGGAUCCACAGAUGGCGAGACUGCAACACCACCCUCAAGUAAUGGCACGGCCAUUGAAAGUUCUGACCCAGAACCUUUAACCAUCUUGGACCGGCUGGUGGGAAGCUCUCUCGAAGCUCUGGAAAGCUGUUUUGCCUUUGGACCAGUGCCUGAGAAGGAGAAAAGCAAAGCUUCAGCUCUGGAACUGGCAACAGUCCUGCUCUCCAUGCCAACACCAUCGAGCGUCCAGCUCCAGACAAAGAGUCUCCUGGCCAGUCUGCACACAAGCCGGUCUGCAUACCAUAACCACAAGGAUCAAGCACUGCUGAGCAAUGCCGUACAAAGUUUGAAUUCUUGCGCUCCUGAUGGAAAGGACUUGGAUCCAGAAGUAUUCCAGAGACUGGUGAUUACCGCCCGGUCCAUCGCCAUCAUGCGGCCCAACAACCUUGUUCACUACACAGACUCUAAAUUGCUGUCAGGAGAGACUGAUAUUGAUGAAGGCAAAGACGUUGUGAAGACCGGUGAAGGAGAAGAAGUGUACGCCUUCAUUACACAGCUCGUCAACCAGUUUUGGAAACUACAUGCAUCUAAACCCAAGAAUGCUUUUCUGGCUCCUGCUUGUCUGCCCG